CGGUUGAUUGAUGCAGGAUUUGUAUGGACUGAACCACACUCCAAAAGACUUAAAGUAAAGCUGACUAUACAAAAAGAGGUCAUGAAUGGUGCCAUUCUUCAGCAAGUCUUUGUAGUAGAGUAUAUUGUUCAGUCUCAAAUGUGUGAAGAUUGCCAUCGAGUUGAAGCUAAGGACUUCUGGAAAGCAGUCGUUCAAGUUAGGCAAAAGACACUACAUAAAAAGACAUUCUAUUAUUUGGAGCAAUUAAUUUUAAAGCACAGGCUUCACCAGAACACUCUUCGGAUCAAAGAGAUUCAUGAUGGUCUGGAUUUCUAUUAUGCUUCCAAACAGCAUGCUCAGAAAAUGGUGGACUUCCUUCAGUGUACUGUACCUUGUAGAAUUAAAUCAUCACAGCGUUUGAUUUCUCAUGACAUUCACAGCAAUACGUAUAAUUACAAAAGCACUUUCUCUGUUGAGAUUGUUCCAGUAUGCAAGGACAAUGUUGUGUGUUUGUCACCAAAACUGGCUCAAAGCCUUGGUAAUAUGAGCCAGAUUUGCAUUUGUAUCCGAGUAACCAGUGCCAUUCACAUUAUUGAUCCAAGUACUCUUCAAAUUGCAGAAAUAGAUGGAAAUAAUUAUUGGCGCCAUCCUUUUAAUAGCUUGUUUCAUCCAAAGCAGUUAGAAGAAUUUAUUGUAAUGGAUAUCAGUAGGACCUAUGAACAGAAGCAAGGUGCUGGUGCAGGCAUGAAAUCCAAUAAGCAUUCCCUUGCGGAAGCCUGGGUUCAGAAAACAUCAGAACUGAAUACAGACCAUCAGUAUUUCUGUCGUACUCACUUGGGACAUCUUCUGAAUCCUGGAGAUCUUGUAUUGGGCUUUGAUUUGGUUAACUGUAAUCUGAAUGAUGAAUUUGCAAAUAAGAUGAAUCCCCAUAGUGUUCCUGAUAUGGUAUGGUUUUGA
Molecule: messenger RNA, 936 nt
Organism: Protobothrops mucrosquamatus (brown spotted pit viper)
Lineage: Eukaryota; Metazoa; Chordata; Lepidosauria; Squamata; Viperidae
Product: 60S ribosomal export protein NMD3-like
Exons: 9
Coding region: 82-936 (284 amino acids)
Biological process (GO): ribosomal large subunit export from nucleus
Cellular component (GO): cytoplasm; nucleus
Molecular function (GO): ribosomal large subunit binding
Source: RefSeq, a predicted model, not a curated record